CCAUGAAGUUGAACGCAGCAGCAACAGAUUAAGCUCUCUCUCUCUCUCUCUCUUUGCUUUUCUUCUGUCUGUCACUCUCUGUCCCACUCAUCAACCAAGUCGGCCAACCCCAACAAAGUUUCUGCUACUUUCUGAACUUGUGUCUUCAAGUGUAUAGAGAUAGGCAGAGAGACCCACAACCUCUCAACAACAAGUUCAACACAAAAUGCUCUCCAAGUUGUGUGCAUCAUCACCCAGUUCCCGAUUUUGUGGGCAUGGGAAUGGGAAUGGGAAUCAUCCUCUAUGUCGUUUUGGGUAUGCUUCAAGGAAAUCUUCAGAGUAUUAUGACAAGCCUCGGUUCAGGAUUGUGGGGCAAUCUCUGGGGGAUAGGUGGAAGCUCAACGACGUUGAUGCCACAGAUUGCGCAACCAUUUUUGGUGGAUCUGUUGAGUGUCUGUGAUGCGGUGCAAGAAAAGUUGAAUUCAUGGCUACUGAAGACCCAAAGCUUUUUAAAUGAAGUUACUUCUCCACUAGUAAGAACUAGUCAGACUGGAAAACCUGUCACCAGAGAUGCUUUUGAGACACAAGAUAUGGAUGACAUAUUUAUGGCUGAACAAACUAUUAAUAGCAGAACACCAAAUGGAAUUCUCUCUUUGGCUGCUAUUGUAUCUGUAGAGCAGUUUAGCAGGAUGAAUGGAUUGACGGGGCGGAAAAUGCAGAAAAUAUUCAAAGCGCUUGUUCCUGAAUCUACAUAUAAUGAUGCUCGUAAUUUGGUUGAAUAUUGCUGCUUUAGGUUUUUGUCAAGGGAUGCUUCUGAUAUUCAUCCUUCCCUGAAGGAACCUGCAUUCCAAAGACUGAUAUUCAUAACAAUGCUUGCAUGGGAGAAUCCUUAUCAAGAACAUCUUGCCAGUGGUUCGGAGAAAGCUUCUUUUCAGAGAAAACUUGUCAGGGAAGAGGCUUUUGUACGUUUGGCUCCUGCAAUUUCUGGUGUGGCUGAUAGGUCCACAGUGCAUAAUCUAUUUAAGGCUCUAGCUGGUGAUGAACAAGGCAUCUCUUUGAGCUUGUGGUUGACUUAUGUUGAUGAACUUCUCAAGGUUCACGAAGGAAGAAAAUUAUAUCAGAUACGAGAAUCCCCGAACCUUUCUGAGGAGAGAAUCUUAUGCAUUGGUUCCAGCAGGAAACGUCCUGUCCUAAAAUGGGAGAACAAUAUGGCCUGGCCUGGAAAAGUUACUCUAACUGAUAAAGCUAUUUAUUUUGAGGCAGCUGGCUUAUUUGGACAGAAUGAUUCUAUGAAGUUGGAUUUGACAAGACCUGGAUUGCGAGUAGAAAAAGCAAAAGUUGGACCUUUUGGUUCUGUUCUCUUUGAUUCUGCGGUCUGUAUAUCUUAUGGUCCCGAGUCAAAAGACACGUGGUUGCUGGAAUUCGUUGACUUGGGUGGAGAAAUGAGGCGAGAUGUCUGGCAUGCGUUUAUUAGUGAGAUUAUUGUGUUACACAAGUUUAUCGGGGAGUAUGGUCCAAAGGAAGAUGAUGAAUCGUUAUUUCAUGUUUAUGGUGCUCACAAAGGAAAGGAAAGAGCUAUCACCAGUGCCAUUAAUAGUAUAGCUAGACUACAGGCUCUUCAAUUUAUGAGGAAGUUGCUAGAUGAUCCGACCAAACUAGUUCAGUUCACAUAUCUACAAUAUGCACCAUAUGGUGAUAUUGUUUCUCAGGCUCUAGCUGUAAACUAUUGGGGUGGACCACUGAUAUCUAAGUUUAUAGAGGAACACAACCCACCAGCUCAAGGAGCAAGGCCUUCUAGUGAAAUGAUUGAAAGCAGUAAUCAUGUGUUUGACGUUGAUGGCAGUGUCUACUUACACAAGUGGAAGACCUCUCCAUCUUGGGCUUCAAGUGCUUCUGUGAGCUUUUGGAAGAAUGCAUCAAUAAGGCAGGGGGUGGUAUUAAGUAAAAAUCUUCUUGUUGCUCAUUCAGCUCUAGUGGAAAGAGCUGCAGGAACAUGCAAACAAAAAUCGCAGGCAGCUGAAAAAACUCAAGCGACAAUUGAUGCUGCAAUGCUUAAAGGGAUACCCAGUAACAUUGAUCUAUUCAAGGUUGGUUCUGAGGAACUUCUUCUUCCUCUGACCAUAAUUGCCACAAGAUUUGAAAAACUUAGGCACUGGGAGGAGCCACACUUGACUAUUUCUUUUCUUGCAUUUUCAUAUACAAUCAUUUUCAGGAAUUUGCUGUCAUAUAUAUUCCCAACAGCAUUGAUAAUAUUGGCAACUGGUAUGCUAACACUGAAGGGGCUAAAGGAACAAGGCCGUCUUGGGAGAUCGUUUGGAAUGAUUACUCUCCGUGACCAGCCUCCUUCAAAUACUAUCGAAAAAAUUAUAGCUGUAAAAGAUGGCAUGCGUGAUGUGGAAAAUUAUUUGCAGAGUCUGAAUGUCACACUUCUGAAAAUACAUACAAUUAUCCUUUCUGGUCAGCCGCAGAUUACGACUGAGGUUGCACUGGUGCUGUUAACUUCUGCAACAGUUCUCCUUACUGUGCCAUUCAAAUUUGUUCUUGCCUUUCUUAUCUUCGAUCUCUUCACGCGGGAGCUUGAGUUCAGGAGGGAGAUGGUCAAAAGAUUCAUAGAUUUCUUGAAGGAGCGUUGGGACACAGUGCCUGCUGCCCCUGUAGUUGUAUUACCAUAUGGAAGUAAUGAGUCCACACCAGAAGCUGAUAGAAAGGGAAACAAGGACGUAGAAAAAUCUGAAAAAAGUGAUAGAAGCAAUAAUUCUGUAUAGAUUCAUAUGUAUAGCUAUGUGAUAGUCUCAUAAUUCAUUUUUAAUAAUAGCUCAAGUAUGUAGAAAGCAAGAAUAACCAUCAAGUGUACAGAAAAUGAAGCACUUGUAAUGUCAAUCUAAUGCUUCACUGCAGCAUAGUUUGAGUUAAUUGGUUAAUGGUUCUGACUUUAUCAGUAUCGGCCCUAAGGUAACUAUUCCAGGAAGAAGCCGCCAAAUCAUCUGCUACUUAAGCUACAGUCACUUGCUAUGCUACAUGCACCUAAAUGCACAGGGGAGCAUUUUGAUUUCUUUGAACAUGUAUAUAUAUACACCAAAAUUGGAACUAUUAAUUUCUUCUAAUUACCCGUGUUUAUUGAAGUAAUCUUUCUUUC
This is a messenger RNA of Rosa rugosa (rugosa rose), 3115 nucleotides long. RefSeq lists its product as uncharacterized. Lineage: Eukaryota; Viridiplantae; Streptophyta; Magnoliopsida; Rosales; Rosaceae. The coding region runs from base 255 to 2744 and encodes 829 amino acids. The record is from RefSeq and is a predicted model, not a curated record. The transcript is spliced from 12 exons.